Messenger RNA from Sinocyclocheilus grahami, 749 nucleotides. RefSeq names its product von Willebrand factor D and EGF domain-containing protein-like. The transcript is spliced from 5 exons. Gene Ontology annotation, molecular function: signaling receptor binding. NCBI's taxonomy places the organism in Eukaryota, Metazoa, Chordata, Actinopteri, Cypriniformes, Cyprinidae. The coding region runs from base 19 to 657 and encodes 212 amino acids. The record is from RefSeq and is a predicted model, not a curated record. Gene Ontology annotation, cellular component: extracellular region; cell surface. Gene Ontology annotation, biological process: anatomical structure development.
CCUUGUAAGAGUGUGGAUAUGAAAAUGGCAGUGCUUUGCUGUACGUCCAUGCAGCUCUUGCUGGUGGCACUGGCCGCUCUGGCUGGGAUCUGUUUGGGAGGGUCCGACGGGCCCCGUGGAGUGGCUCUUCCUUUUGUCUUUGACCCCAAAGCGACGUGCGACCCACCUUGCAAACAUGCUGGGAUUUGCAUCCGAAACAACAGCUGCUUCUGCUCAAGAGGAUAUGAGGGAGAAACCUGCCAAUAUGCAAACUGUUAUCCAAAGUGUAAAAACGGUGGAGAGUGCCUUCGACCUGGAAAAUGUAGAUGCCCUUCAGGAUUUGGAGGAAAAUACUGUCACAAAGUGGUUUGUGAUGGUGGCUGUUGGAACGGUGGUGAGUGUAUUGCUGUGAAUGGAGAAGCAAAAUGCAUCUGUCCAUCCAGCUGGACUGGCUCCAGAUGCCAAGACGCGAUCUGUCCACAGGGAUGCAGGAACGGGGGCAGCUGUGUGGCUCCUGGAAUCUGCAGCUGUCCAGAAGGAUGGAUAGGUGGAGCCUGCCACACAGCUGUGUGUAAAAAGCCGUGUCUGAAUGGGGGGAAGUGUGUGUCUCCUAACACCUGUCGCUGUCGAGCUCCGUUCUCAGGCCCGCAGUGUGAAGAGAGGAAGAAGCUCUACUGAUGUCAGAACAGUCUGACCUCUGACCUCCACAGUCCCUUAAAUUGGUGCUAAAGUUAGGUGUUUGUUUGUUGAACCCUAACUGAACAUGUGAG